CGUCACACAAAGACGCUCACACGCCCCAGUGCACCGUGGAUUGUGUAGCAGUCCUCAUCUAAGGGUACCUGUCGGACUACCAAAUGGACACUUCUUUGCCCGCUCCCGCGCAGGGGGGAGUGAGAAGAUCCCGGAGCGACAACAGCGGUGCACGGUCGAGGCGGACGUGUGCAGCCGCCAGUCAAUCAUAUGCCAAGAUAGUUCGCGACUUCUGCGGGCUUCCUACUGGCGUUGGGCAGCGUCAUGAAAGACUCGCCCAUUUCCUCUCGCCGCUCUUGAACUUCAACACUGCUCAGUACCCGGACUUCCAACCCCGGGGGACAGCCUUCCUAGUCAGAUAUCGGUUUCAGUCGGUCACCGCGUCUCCAGAGAACAACCUACAAAGGUCCCAACCAUCCUCGCGUGCCGCGGUACCCAGCAUAGCCACCCCAGCGUGGGGACUUUCAGAUCCCAAGUUCUUCGACGACGAGGAAUCAUAUCUCCAGCAGGAAAUUCCAUCCGAGGCAGACUCACCAGGGUUGUUGCUCUUUCUCCGUGGGUAUCCGUCGCCAAACUGGGUUGGCACCAUAGGGGGUACGCACCUGGCGGACCCCGAGAUGUUCAGCCGCUGGUUCGAUUUCCGGUCCAUGGACAGCAGUGUGCACAGUUUUUCUCAGUCGUCGCUUCCUUCCCUGAGCUGGAACCUGAUAGAGCUUCCCAUCACCACCCUUGGAUCGUUGGACUCGAUGAUAUCUCUACCAACCCAGGACCACCUCGACGAUGCCCGCAGAGAGUGGGCUGCCGGCCUACGGUCUUACCACACCAAACUGGGCGUUCACGUCCCUGCCGUUGGAACCUCGCUAAUUCGAGGCAUCCAGCUCUUUGAUGAAUUUCACUACGCGGUGGAGCAGAGGAUCACCAUCUGCAUGCGGCCCGCCGAGGGGCGUAAGGGCUGGGUCGUUUUCAUUUGGGCAGAUGCGACCGCCGACCUUUUCGAAACUCUCCUCACUGGGCCCUGGUCAUCCGUCCGGGAUAGCUUCAAACCGAAGAAGAAGUUCUUUCAUCCCAUAUUCCGAUAUAGACCCAACGACGGUCUGCUAGCACACUCCAUGUCCCGCAAUGAGCCGGAGAACAACAACGAAGCGCCUCCGAGUGCUUCGCAGCUCCACACCGGCUACGGCCGCUCCCUGCGGACAGAGUCGAUGGCCCAGGACCCUUUCUACGCCCUCAACGAGGUAUUCACCCUGGCCGCAGCGUCGCAGAAGCAGCUCCUGGACCUGGCCGAGCACAAACUAGACCAGUACAACGCGCAGCUCGACGAGAAGGACUCGGAUCCGCUGCCCAACCUGAGGUACAUGAAGCAGGUCCUCCUCCAGCACACCCGCAAGAUCCGGGCCGCCCGCAACGCCAUCCAGAGCGCCAAGCCGCCGAAGUGGCCCAAGGCGGCGGGCGAGGUCAGCCGGCGGACCCGGAGCCUGGUCGAGCGGGAUUUUGCCCACCUCGAAGGGCACGCGCAGGCGCUCAACACGCGGUGCCAGGAGAUCAUCACGAACCUCAUGAACGGCAUGUCCAUCAUGGAGUCGAAAAAGGUUCUGCACCAGGCGGCGCGUGUCGAGAAGUUGACGUUCCUGGCUCUGAUCUUUGUCCCGCUGUCCUUCACCACUUCGUUCUUCGGCAUGAACGUGCAGGGCCUCGACGGCGUCCCCAUGUGGUCGUGGUUUGCGGCGACGGUGCCGCUCAUGGCUCUGACGCUGUUCGUCUUCUUUUACGACGUGGUUGGGUUCUGGAACCGCUGCACUGCUAGAGUGCGUGGGUGGGUUCAGCGCCUGCUCAUGAACUGAGUCAUGAAGCCAUGUUUAGGUUAAGCUACUUUGCCUUAAAUAGUUAGAUAUUGCAGCAUGGGUGGCCGAGGAAACGGAUUGGGACCGUUUGGGACCGUUUGGAAUACACACGAAGCUCAUUAUUUUCUGUCCCUUCGUGGCAAAUUUAUCUUCUACGCUUUUUUUGUUUAUUUCUCUUUCUUCUCAGUCGGAAGGCUUUUGACUCAUUGGGACAGGUGGUGUCCUGUGGAGGGACCGAGG
This is a messenger RNA of Chaetomium fimeti, 2060 nucleotides long. RefSeq lists its product as uncharacterized. Gene Ontology annotation, molecular function: metal ion transmembrane transporter activity. The record is from RefSeq and is a predicted model, not a curated record. Gene Ontology annotation, biological process: transmembrane transport; metal ion transport. Gene Ontology annotation, cellular component: membrane. NCBI's taxonomy places the organism in Eukaryota, Fungi, Ascomycota, Sordariomycetes, Sordariales, Chaetomiaceae. The transcript has 3 exons. The coding region runs from base 84 to 1820 and encodes 578 amino acids.